UAUCGACACGACAGUCACAGAUGAAGAGGAGGCGGGAAAUAGAGAAAGAGAUUGAAGAAGAGGGAUAACAAUAUAACAUGGACGCCGAUGAUGCUUGGGAAGCUCUAGAUGUCGAUGAUUCUGAUCUUGUUUCUCUUCUAAGACCUUCCACUCUUCUUCCUUGCAAACGCCCUCUUCCUCCUCCUCCUUCACAACAAAACCCUAACAAGACUAGAGACAACACUAUCUUUCCCUCUCUUCGACCAUGCUCUCAACCCCAAACCCAGAAAAGGGAUGAUCUUCCAUCGACUAGUAAUCGUCGUCUAAUUCCGGGUCCAGCCGGGUUACUCCAGGCUACUAUGUAUCGAAAAGCUAGGGAUAAUCGAAGUGGGGAAGAUCAAAUUCCGACUCAGGAAUUUAUAAGAAGGAUGAAUGGAGAAGAAGAUGAGGGUGAAAAUGAUCCUGAUUUCAAACGAAACCCAUGGCUUUGUGCUGUUGAAUUCGAUGUGGGUUUUGAAGAGGGUAAAUCAAACUUGGGUUCAAUCAAGAAUUGUUUAAGCAACAGAAGAGUUUCUUUGGUUAUUGCGAUGGUUAAAUCCUGUAAACCCAAUGGUCUUGGUGAUAUAAGUUUAACCCUAAAGGAUCCUACAGGUACUAUUGGUGCUAAUGUCCAUCGAAAAGUUACAGAAAGUGAGUAUGGAAAAGAUAUCUCGGUUGGAUCUGUAUUAAUUCUCAAGCAGAUUGUUCUAUUCUCGCCUUCCCAUACGGGGCAUUAUCUCAACAUCACACUCCCGAAUGUGGUCAAGGUUAUUCCCAAGGACUACGGUGGACCUCCAAUAAAAGGGUUUUCAGUAUCUGAAGUUAAUUCUGCCUAUCCCAUUGAUGAAUGUAACAGGACUAGGUCAGAGAUGGCCGAUAAGGUGUCAUUUGCGAGAUCAGGAGCAACAGAAAGAUUUACGAGUGAGGUACCUAGACAAUAUAGAAACAAAGAACUGUUAGUAGAUGAUGUUGUUGAUAAUAGAAGACAGCUGGAAGAAAGCAUAGCAGCAAGAGGGAACUCUCAACGAGGUAGUAAUUAUAAAUCUGCAGCAGAGAUAAUAACCCAAUUGGUGGAGCAUUCAGUAACAAAUCAAGCUACACAGUUGACAGUUAGAGGGGGAGAUACGGAAAAUGAGGAACGUAUAAUGGAUGUAGAUGACAACUGUUCAAAAGAUCGUGCUCCACUGGAAAACUUCAACUGCACAAGCAAUACACUGCAGCAUAUGUCCACUGCAAGAGAAAGCGAGGGAAAAGCUGAAUCUAAGAAGCCAACAACUUCACUCCCUGAAUGGACAGAUGAACAGCUUGAUGAGCUUUUUAAUGCCUAUAGUGAUGACGGUGAUACCUUUCUGUAGACAGUUUAUUUCCUUCGCUAUUGCCAUUUUUGUUUGUAAAUGUAUGUUUGGUUCUUUUUCUUGUUUCUGAACAACUUUAGUAGCAUAAGAUUGUCGCGCCAGAUAAUCUUGGAACUGACACUUGUGCAUUUUGGCGAAAUUCGCUUGUACUAGUUUUGCACAUCUGAGAAAGCAACAAAUGGAAAUGGAAAAGAAAUUCACCA
Messenger RNA from Papaver somniferum (opium poppy), 1576 nucleotides. RefSeq lists its product as uncharacterized. Bases 78 to 1373 code for a protein of 431 amino acids. Lineage: Eukaryota; Viridiplantae; Streptophyta; Magnoliopsida; Ranunculales; Papaveraceae. Gene Ontology annotation, biological process: recombinational repair. The transcript has 6 exons. The record is from RefSeq and is a predicted model, not a curated record.